Messenger RNA from Megalops cyprinoides (Indo-Pacific tarpon), 2054 nucleotides. RefSeq names its product torsin-1A-interacting protein 2-like. The transcript is spliced from 6 exons. Gene Ontology annotation, biological process: membrane organization. Gene Ontology annotation, molecular function: ATPase activator activity. Gene Ontology annotation, cellular component: membrane. Lineage: Eukaryota; Metazoa; Chordata; Actinopteri; Elopiformes; Megalopidae. The record is from RefSeq and is a predicted model, not a curated record. The annotation marks the transcript as partial.
GACAAGUGGGACAGUAAUGAAGAUGUUGAUACUUUGUCCCCUACACCAGAGGCAACUCAGCACGAUGUUACAACACCUAUAGCUUUGGAAGUUCAGCACACCCAGGAUUCAACAUCUUCAGCACCAGAUAGGAGUGGUGGUGGUUUUCUGGUUUCCUAUGAUGAGCAGAGGGUGCAAGAUGGAAGCAGUGUUUCAGAUGCUGAACAACUGCAUAAGAAGGAAGAGGAGGGCAAGUGGGACAGUAAUGAAGAUGUUGAUACUUUGUCCCCCACAGCAGAGGCAACUCAGCACGAUGCUACAACACCUAUAGCUUUGGAAGUUCAGCACACCCAGGAUUCAACAUCUUCAGCACCAGAUAGGAGUGGUGGUGGUUUUCUGGUUUCCUAUGAUGAGCAGAGGGUGCAAGAUGGAAGCAAUGUUUCAGAUGCUGAACAGCUGAAUAAGAAGGAAGAGGAGGGCAAGUGGGACAGUAAUGAAGAUGUUGAUACUUUGUCCCCCACACCAGAGGCAACUCAGCACGAUGCUACAACACCUAUAGGUCUCAGACAUAGACGGCAGGAGACCUCUGCAGAAAGCACUGUUUCACAUGCAGAACCACACAAUGAGGAAGAAGUGGAGGUCAAAGACUCAAAGAAGGUGGACGGUGAGGAACAUGUUCAAAGUUCAUCCCUCCCAGCAGAGGUACAGCAGGAAGAUGUCUCAAAACCUAAAGACUGGCUCAAAUAUACAUUUGUAGCAUUAGUAGUUACAGUGGUAGCUGUCUGUAUAGCUCACUGGUUAUCCACAAGUCCUCAGCCUGAGCCACAGGAGGAAGGAAGCAUUGACAUCUUUCGCAGAGAAUUUGAAAAGGUGAAAUCGCACUUCCCCAGCCAGAGGGCUGAACUGUGGAAGCGGAGCAAAAUCCACGUGGAGAAGCAUCUCCAGACGGCCCAGCCCACGGAGCCGGUCAGCAUGAUCCUGACCUCGGGUCGCAGGGCUGAAAGGACUCUGCAGUGCCUGGCCAGCCAUAUGGCUGCUGCCUUCUCCCAGGCACACAAUGCUACCGUCCUCCACAUAGACGGGAUCAGCGAGGCCAAGCUGGACAGUGACCAGGCCAAGCUGGACAUUGACAACAAGCUGAAAGACGCCUUUGAAGGGGACAAGAGGGCAGCCGUCAUUCAUCGGUUCGAGGAGCUCCCCCCAGGGUCCACGCUCAUCUUCUACAGGUAUUGCGACCAUGAGAACGCAGCCUUCAAAGGGGCUUCUCUGAUCUUCACUGUGCUGGUGGAGGAGGAGGAACUCAGGUCAAAUUUGAGUCUAAGCGCCGUGGAGGAGAUUGUGCAAGAUCACAUUCAGGACAAGUUUGUCUCCUCUGACCUGCCGGCCAGUUUUGACCAAAUGGACAUGGAUAAAUUUGGUGGGCUUUGGAGUCGAAUCUCACAUCUGAUCCUGCCCGUGGCUGCAGAGGAGCCCAUUGAGCGGCGAGGCUGCGCGAUCUGAAAACGGCACUUUCUGACAGUGGAAAUACAACUCCAAAAAAACAAAAAAUCCUCAACACUGAACUAUCCAGAAGCAGAACAUAAUUUGAUCGGUUAAGAGUCUGUUUUAUUGAUCAUUUCUGAAAAUGUCUUAUAGUUUGCAUAAGAUUUGCACUUUUUUUGAAAAUUAUAUUUCUUGUUGUUCUUACAGUUUUUAGAAUAAAAGAAAUGAGAUUAUCCCAGAAAAAUUUAAUCAGUUCAAAGUGAAGUUACUACAGGAGCUACAAAAGUCAUAACAUGUUUGUUUGGGUGAGGGAAAAUACUGUUUAAUUUCCCAAUCUUUAAUUGUGUAUUUAUUAAUCCAAGUCAUAAUACUUUAGAAAGUCAAUAAAAAUACCUCCAGAGCUGGACUCCAUAUAAACAGUUUCCUCUGUAAGGGCUGGAGAUACCUGUUUUGCAACACUGUUUUGACACCUCUUCACAUCUCCUCAGUCUUCUACCUGGAGUUGUAUUGUUGUAACCUGAGGUUUACCUUGUCAGUCUGUUUUACCUAUUUCAUUGACCGAUUUGUGCCUUAAAUUAAAUACAUGUAAAAUG